AUGGUAAAAACGACCAAGGAUGUGGCCCCACAAGCGGCGGAGGAACAUGUAGGUGGUGGGCACAUUGCAGUUACAGCGCAGCAGUCACGGUAUGCCUUGGAUGCUGUUGACGCGCCUGCUUCGAAAGAGGUACUCAUCAAGGACCUUUCCAUCACGGUCGGAAACCGAGAAUUAGUUUCACGAACGACUCUGCACUUGGUAGAAGCGCGGCACUACGUGCUAGUCGGGCGGAACGGGACCGGGAAGUCGACACUGCUUCAGGCCAUGGCUGAUGGACUGGUGCCCGGCAUCCCGUGGAGCACGCGUAUCCUACUCCUAGGCCAGACUAGACGUGCCGAUCUCACGGAGGGCGUGACCGGACUGAAGCUAGAGGAGGAAACUGUCUUACACCAUGUCAUCCGAAGCGACCGGGUUCGGGAGCGCUAUAUGCAAGAAGCGAAGACGCUUAGCGACGCGGUCGACAAUGCGAACGAUCCCAUUGCGCCAGUCCGGGCUUAUAGGCGCAUUGGCCAUGCUAGACUAUCAUUGCAGUUAAGAGAAGCACAUCGUCUGGCGGAGAGGAGGAGCGGGCUGCGAGGAAAAAAGGCCAGACAGGAGCUCGUCAAGCUGGAGGAGCGCUUCCAGGAGUCUGGGAAGCGUUUAGCAGAAAGCGAAGGCGAUAUUGAUCCAACCAAGCUGAGCGAAGAAACUCAGGCUGCCUUGGAUAUGCUUUCUGAUGUGCAGGCGUCGCUGGAUCUGAUGGACGCCGGUGGAGCGGAAAUGAAGGCUCGUAUGGUUUUGUCGGGUCUUGGCUUCAAGGACGAUCGCAUCGAUAGCCCAGUAUCAGAGCUCUCUGGGGGCUGGAGAACGCGCUGCGAACUCGCCUGUGCGCUGACACAAUAUGCUGACGUACUGCUGUUGGAUGAGCCCACCAACUUUCUCGACUUACCAUCCAUCAUAUGGCUGCAAGGCUAUAUUUGCGACCUAAAAGGCCCGACGGUCCUGAUUACCACCCACGAUCGCGAUUUUGGGGAUGCCGUGGCUGACGAGCUGAUCAUGCUCCGCAACCAGAAGCUGGAAACGUUCCGCGGCAACCUGUCUCUGUACGAGCGCGAAAGAUGGAAGAAGUUCAGGUACCUGACCAAGAUGAAGGAGGCCCAAGAUAAGCAGAGAAAGCAUAUUGAGAAGAGCAUUGCAAGCAACAUCAAAGCAGCCAAAGACAAGGGAGAUGACAAGAAGCUUAAGCAAGCCGCGUCACGGAAGAAGAAGCUCGAUGAUCGCAUGGGCAUGCAGGUCAAUGCCAAGGGCGGGCGCUUCAAGCUGAAUCGCGACCUCGCUGGCUAUCACACGUCUCGUCGGGGUGAGAUUGAGAUACCAGACUUUGAUCCCCCGGUUGAGCUGUCAUUCCCGCUCCAGCCGCCCGAGCUGAGAUUCCCGGGCGCGCUGGUGAGCCUGGAGAAUGUGUCGUUUGGGUACCCCAAGAGCCAGGAGCCAGUGCUGAAGGGCGUUAGUUUUAGCAUCCAGCCGGGCGCACGGAUUGGGCUGGCAGGUUUGAACGGGUCAGGCAAGUCGACGCUAGUGUCCCUGAUCAUUGGCAGCCAUGGUGGAGACGGCCUGACAGCGACGUCGGGGAAUAUCAUCCGGCAUCCAAGAGCAAGGAUAGGUCGCUUCUCGCAGCAGGCUGUGGAAGAACUUGCCGCAAUGGCGUCCGAGGACGCCAAACUGACCGCCCUGGGGCAUGUAAUGAAGUCGGUUGGCGAUGGUGUACAGGAGAAGGACGCGCGAGGGCUGCUGAGCGGCCUGGGUCUGCACGGCCAGACAGUGUCGGACGUGCCGCUAAUGCUGCUCUCGGGAGGGCAGAUGGUCAGGGUGGCGCUCGCUAGGUUGUUGUGGCCGCCUCCACAGCUGCUCAUUCUCGACGAGGUGACGACGCACCUGGACACGGACACAAUCAUGGGUCUGGUGCUCGCCCUGCGCAAGUGCGAGGGGGCGGUGGUGGUGGUGACGCACGACAGGUUCUUCAUGAGAACCGCCGUGGAAGGAGAGUGGCCGUACAAGCUAGCGCCAGGGGUUCGUGGCGGCGAGGGCGAGGCUGACGACGAGGACAACGACUCGGACGAGGGGGCGGCAGGGAUGGGGCCCGCGACCGUUUUUCGGGUGAGCAAAGGGCAGGUGGAUAGGCUGGCGGGCGGCAUGGACGAGUACGAAGAGAUUGCAGCGCGAAGGGCAGCGCGCGGGCGGGUGCGGCGGUGA
Messenger RNA from Exserohilum turcica Et28A, 2232 nucleotides. RefSeq lists its product as uncharacterized. The record is from RefSeq and is a predicted model, not a curated record. The transcript has 3 exons. The coding region runs from base 1 to 2232 and encodes 743 amino acids. Lineage: Eukaryota; Fungi; Ascomycota; Dothideomycetes; Pleosporales; Pleosporaceae. Gene Ontology annotation, molecular function: ATP binding; ATP hydrolysis activity.